Mesorhabditis spiculigera is the source of this 771-nucleotide messenger RNA. The record is from the annotation of a GenBank genome assembly. NCBI's taxonomy places the organism in Eukaryota, Metazoa, Nematoda, Chromadorea, Rhabditida, Rhabditidae.
AUGGCCGACGCGGUCGGGUGCUACGCGGACGCUCGGGAUGCGAUUUCGGAAUGGGAAACGCAAGCCGUCCAUGCGAUGGAUGGUUUCAAAAUUGUGUUGCUCGAUAUUGAAGGAGUGAGGCUUGAAGGGCGCCGGUUGACGCUGUACCUACAAAACGAAAUCAGCGAGAACCAUUGCGAGAUCAAGCACUUGAAGCAGCUGCUCACCCCCCCCUCGCCUCGCCUAUGGAAAAGUGGGCUUUUUUCGUCAUUGUGCCCUUAUAUUUUACAGGACGCUGAAUACGGGAAUGAAACAUCGGGGUCCGGUGAGCAGGCGAUGGUGCAGGUGACCUGGUGGGCGUGGUUCAAGAGUUCUAUCGCUUCGACGAUCUGCUGCUCGAGUAGGGCCAAAGCUUCUGAUACCGAGCGUAUGGAGGCGGGUCUGGCGACGACGCCGCUGGGGCCCGCGUUCUGCCAGCUAUCGAUCGGAUCGCAAUUUGUGAAGACUCGUGAGAAGAAGUGUGCGGCCCGCAUGAAAAUCUUUGCCUCGGAGCUCCGCACGCUUGCAAACGACGGAGAGCGAGUGUAUACCAACGAGAUUUCGGCACUGUAUGCUGAAAACGAGAAACUGUAUACGCUGAACUCGACGAAAGUCGAUGAAAUCAACGAUCUCAAGGGGAAAAUGGCGCUGCUCGACCCGGAAUGGGAGGCCUCCUACAAAUUUCGGAGCCAGGGCAUGAAUACGACUUCUCCCGCGACGACCCCUGUGACGGCCGAUAUCGUGGAGAACACG